AUGACUGCCAUCGGAGCUUCGCCAUCUAGCUCUCCGCGCCUACCCAGCCCCCCUCCGUUCACAGAAGUGCAGAUUGGUCCCAAAUCGCCGACUGUGGAUGAUAGCCUUAUAGGUACAGCACCCGCACAAGAUGGCUCCUCUACGCGACGAAUCCGCCCCGGCACCAAGGCUGCGGACAUGGCCUCCGGGCCACCACUCAUUCCGCUCUCACAACUCGAUUCCCCUUUCCAACUUCAAGAACACCUAAAAGCCUCCUACCAGCAUUUCACGCAUCCAUCAGGCUCUUCAACCGUUCCAAUUAACCGAAAGUCCGCAGAACAACUCGCUGAGCCUCCCGAGGGCGUCGAACGGUCUCUGUGGCUUUACGAACUAUGUCGCUUCUUGACAAUGAAAGCAAACAAUAUCGUCAUUGCGUUCUUCGCAGACAACCCGCCUUGCUCAGCACAAACAUGCCCAGAAAUGCGCGCUUCUGAAUGGCAAUACCUUUGCGCUGUACAUGAUCCGCCAAAGCCAUGCUGCGCAAUCGAUUACUGCUGUCAUACUUUGGAUUGGGCAACGAAUAUCCUAACCUCACCUAAAUUCUUCCCAAGCCGACUAACUCUGGGAAGCGAGGCUGCGGGCGGGCCGCAGACGAGCAUGAGACAUUUAACAAACAUCUUCCGGAGAGUAUAUCGGAUCUUUGGGCAUGCUUGGUUUCAACAUCGAGAGGUGUUUUGGCAAGUGGAAGGCCAGGAUGGAUUGCAUGUCUUCUUCAAAACAGUUUGUGAUGUGUACAACCUGCUUCCAGAGGACAAUUAUACCAUUCCCGCCGAAGCAGAGGGCGAAGAUCCCCACCCGAAAAGGCCAGACGACGGAGGUCGAAAAAUGACUAUACUUCGGAAAGAAGAUAACCUUCAACCAGAAUCAAACUCAGACCAUACAUCUACUUCUCUAAGCCCAGGGGCAACGACAAGACGACACCGUCAUUCACCAUCAACGGGCGCGGCUGUCACUACGAUAACGGAAGCAGCCGAAGACGAUAGUGACUCAACUAAGGAGACUGGUAACACCUCUGUCGUCGAUUGUUCGCCGGAGCAAAAGGAACAGCAGGAUAAUGACCCACCACGAAAACCUCAAGAGGAGACACCGCCAUCAUCACCUGAACAGCCUUCUAAUACCGCAAUAGAAACAAACGAUGAUAAAUCAACGGCGUCACCGGAAGAUCUUGAAGACGAAGAGCAAGGCGAAAGGACGAAUACUCCCCCGGCGACUGCUGACACCAGUUCCACCCCAGAUGGCGAACCUGCCCAAGACGAAAACCAUACCGAAAGUAAGACCCAAGAACAAGAACAAACACAACCAGAUGAGCCAGAGGAGAAGCAGGAGGAGCAGGAGAAGCAGGAGGAGCAGGAGGAGCAGGAGGAGGAACAAGCACUUGCGCAAGACACAACACAAAAAUCAGACCUGCAACCGGACUCGAAACCGACUGAAAAGCCGCAACCGGACCAUAAGCCUGAGGACUCUUCUCCACAACCUUCUGAUGCUCCUUUAGCUGAACCAAUACCAGACGAGCCAACUCUAGGUGACAGCCCGGAAAAUACAGAUGAAGAUAUUCCACAGGAAAAGGCAGAUGCGCAGAUCGAAACGCAAACAAUGCCAGAUCCUUCUGAUGAAUUACAGCCAUCUCUACUUGAAAACGAAGAGCAUGAGAACGCAGAGAAAACGUAA
Uncinocarpus reesii 1704 is the source of this 1707-nucleotide messenger RNA. RefSeq lists its product as uncharacterized. The record is from RefSeq and is a predicted model, not a curated record. NCBI's taxonomy places the organism in Eukaryota, Fungi, Ascomycota, Eurotiomycetes, Onygenales, Onygenaceae. The transcript is spliced from 2 exons. The coding region runs from base 1 to 1707 and encodes 568 amino acids. Gene Ontology annotation, cellular component: cytoplasm.